Molecule: messenger RNA, 2154 nt
Organism: Leopardus geoffroyi (Geoffroy's cat)
Lineage: Eukaryota; Metazoa; Chordata; Mammalia; Carnivora; Felidae
Gene: KLHL4
Product: kelch like family member 4
Exons: 11
Molecular function (GO): protein binding
Source: RefSeq, a predicted model, not a curated record
AUGUCAGUGUUUGGCAAAAAAGAAUUUGAUGUGAAACAGAUCCUAAGGCUACACUGGAGGUGGUUUAGUCAUCCUUCUCAAGGAUCCUCCCACACUGGAAACUGCCUUCAGCAGGAAGGAUAUGAGCUUAGAGGGACCCUGGUUCAGGGCACAUUGAACAACCACUCUCAGGACAGAAACAGACUGAAAAAAAGGAACAAUCCUUUCCAUCCCAACAUACUAACAUCAGUGCAAGGACUAGCCCCUGACCAUCAAAGAGACUUUCAGAAUUGGCACUCACAAAACCUGAUAGAACAUUUUCGAGCAAAUGAAGCUACUCCUAUGGCAGUUCCAGAAGAGAAUUUGUUUAAAGAAGCCUGAGAAACACUUAAAGAUUUGGAGAUGAUUGCUGCUGAUAAUACAGAAGAUUCUACAGUGAGAUUAGAUACACAAUAUCCUGAAGAAAUGAAUGUUCAUAGAUCUGAGGAGCAGUUUCAUGCUGUAAAUUAUGCAGAACAAACUUUUCACAAAAUGGAGAACUAUCUGAAAGAGAAACAACUGUGUGAUGUACUACUUAUUAUGGGACACCUCCGAAUUCCAGCCCAUAGGUUGGUUCUCAGUGCAGUGUCCGAUUAUUUUGCUGCAAUAUUUACUAAUGAUGUAUUUGAAGCCAAACAAGAAGAGGUCAGGAUGGAAGGAGUUGAUCCUAAUGCACUUAAUUCCUUGGUGCAGUAUGCUUACACAGGUGUCCUGCAUUUAAAAGAAGAUACUAUUGAAAAUUUGCUGACUGCAGCUUGUCUCUUGCAGCUGACUCAAGUCAUUGAAGUCUGCUCCAAUUUUCUCAUAAGGAAGCUCCACCCUUCAAACUGCUUAGGGAUUCCAUCAUUUGGAGAUGCCCAGGGUUGUACAGAGCUCCUAAGUGUGGCACAUAAUUACACAAUGGAACACUUCAUCGAGGUCAUAAAGAACCAAGAAUUUCUCCUGCUUCCAGCUAAUGAAAUUUCAAAACUUCUGUGCAGUGAUGACAUUAAUGUGCCUGAUGAAGAAACUAUUUUUCACGCUCUAAUGCAGUGGGUGGGGUAUGAUGUGCAGGCUAGGCAAGGAGACCUAGCAAUGUUGCUUUCUUUUAUCAGACUGCCAUUAUUUCCACCACAGUUACUGGUGGAUCUUGAAAACAGCUCCAUGUUUACUGGUGAUCUUGAGUGUCAGAAGCUCCUAAUGGAAGCUAUGAAGUAUCAUCUCUUACCUGAGAGACAACCUAUGAUGCAAAGUCCUCGGACAAAGCCUAGAAAAUCAACUGUGGGGGCACUUUAUGCUGUGGGAGGCAUGGAUGCUAUGAAAGGUACCACCACAAUUGAAAAAUAUGACCUCAGAACGAACAGCUGGCUACAUAUUGGCACCAUGAGUGGCUGUAGGCUUCAGUUUGGAGUUGCAGUUAUUGAUAAUAAGCUCUAUGUCGUGGGAGGAAGAGAUGGUUUAAAAACUUUGAAUACUGUGGAAUGUUUUAAUCCAGUUGGAAAAAUCUGGACUGUGAUGCCUCCCAUGUCAACACAUAGGCAUGGCUUAGGUAAGACCACACUUGAAGGACCAAUGUAUGCUGUCGGUGGUCAUGAUGGAUGGAGUUAUCUAAAUACUGUAGAAAGAUGGGACCCUGAGGGAUGUCAGUGGAAUUAUGUGGCCAGUAUGUCAACUCCUAGAAGCACAGUUGGUGUUAUUGCAUUAAACAAUAAGUUAUAUGCUAUCGGUGGUCGUGAUGGAAGUUCCUGCCUCAAAUCAAUGGAAUAUUUUGACCCGCACACUAACAAGUGGAGUCUAUGUGCUCCAAUGUCCAAAAGACGUGGAGGUGUGGGAGUUGCAGCAUAUAAUGGAUUCUUAUAUGUUGCUGGGGGUCAUGAUGCCCCUGCUUCUAACCACUGCUCCAGGCUUUCUGACUGUGUGGAACGGUAUCAUCCAAAAAAUGAUUCAUGGUCAACUGUGGCACCUCUGAGUGUUCCUCGAGAUGCCGUUGCUGUAUGUCCCCUCGGAGGUAAACUCUAUGUGGUUGGAGGAUAUGAUGGUCAUACUUAUUUGAACACUGUUGAGUCAUAUGAUGCACAGAAAGAUGAAUGGAAAGAGGAAGUUCCUGUCAACACUGGAAGAGGUGGUGCAUGUGUUGUGGUAGUGAAGCUGCCAUAA